AUGGACAAUAAUCAGAUAGCCAUUGGGACUUUUUACAAUCUCGGCAACUCUUCUUCGAACUUCGAUUUGACGGUUUCUGAGUCUGCUCUUGACAAAGAUAAUUCUAGCGUGUCAAUUGUCUUAGGAAGAGGUUCUGGCUGUGAUAUCCGAAUCAAGGACAGUCAUAUUUCUGCUGCUCACUGUAAUAUUAAAAUCACAGGAUUAUCAUCGCUUUCUUACAAUAAUGGCAAAAUUCAUGUGGCUAUUAGCGAUUUAAGCUUGAAUGGAACGUUCAUUAAUGGCGUAAAACUCGACCCAGACACUUUGUACCUCUUAAAACCAAAUGACUUGGUAAAAUUCGGCACUUUCCACGAAUAUAUUUUUAAACUUAAAGAUAUCCGCCAUCUUUCGUCUAGAUCUUCUAACCCUGGAGAUCAGAAAUCGAAAAAAAAGGAAGAGGCAAGAUCAAAUAGGAAUAUUUUCGAUCACUAUCAUUUCACCGAAAAUGAUAUCAUCGGCAAAGGCAAUUUUGGCUCAGUUUAUAAGGCUAGAAAUAGACAAACUAACGAAUUAGUAGCGGUUAAAGUGGUCCAGUCUACUAGACCAGAGGAAGCAUUGAUGAUCAAUAAAGAAAUUGGCACCUUAAAAUCUUGUGAACAUAAUAAUAUCAUGAAAAUCAUUGAUCAGUUCCAUCAUCUUGGAACAGAUACUUCAAAGAAAAAAACCCGUACUGUGGUGAAUACCUGUUUGAUUUUGGAAUACAUUGAAAGUGGCGAUUUAUAUGGUAAAGUCACUGGGUCUGUCAACCUGAAAAUUUCUGAGCAAGAAACAAUGUUUUAUUUCGAACAGAUCCUUGAUGGGAUUUGUUAUCUUCAUGAAAAUGGGAUAAUUCACAGAGACAUCAAGCUUGAAAAUAUCUUACUCCAUAAAAGUGCUAAUCCGUAUGUUUCUCGUUUCAAUAAUUAUCAAGGCGAGUCUUAUGGGGACAUUGUGAUCAAGAUUGCUGAUUUUGGAUUGUCUAAGUGUCUUGGAGAAGAACUUUUCACAAAAACCAUCUGUGGGACUCCUCAAUACGUUGCCCCAGAAAUACUUCAGUAUUCUCAUUUAAACCCCACUACCAAAAAAUUUUCCAUUAGACCUUAUGGUAAACAAGUUGAUUUAUGGUCUUGCGGGAUUGUCUUGUUCACAUGUUUGUUUGGUUAUUUUCCUUUCAAUAAUGACGAUCCCGUCAGAGACACCAUCAAGUAUUGCGAAUCAGAUACAUUGAAAACCAUCAGCGCUGAAUCGGUGGAGUUAUUUCAGAACCUUUUGGAAAUCAAUCCGGAACAAAGGUUGAGUAGCCAUGAAGCUUUGAAACACUCUUGGUUCAAUUGCUAUAACAAAUACGCUAACGGAAGCUAUCUUGAACAAAACAAAGAGAACUUCUCAAAUUAUGAUGGCGAUGACACUAUCAUGAAUGAUAAUGUCGUCGCCCAAGGAGAUUCUAUGUAUGGUAAUGAUACAUCAACUCUUGAUAUUGGCGUGAAUGUCAAAAAUAUUCCAAAUACGCACGCUGCUAAUGGACUGGAAUUAAAUCGGUUUGCUAACGAUAUCAUCGACAAUUUUGCUGAUUACAAUCUGGAAAGUGGCACCAAAGUUUUGGGUAGUGAUAGCAGCAAAGGCAGUAAUGUCAGUAUAAAGCAAAGUUUGCUACUUAGCAACGUUAGUAAUGAUUCUAAUCAACAAAGCUUUGCAUUUGAUAGCUUGAAGCUAGAGGAGGAAUUUACAAAAGGUGAUGGUAAUUAUUCCAAUUAUUUUUAA
Saccharomycopsis crataegensis is the source of this 1779-nucleotide messenger RNA. Its product is annotated as serine/threonine-protein kinase. Gene Ontology annotation, molecular function: protein serine/threonine kinase activity; protein binding; ATP binding. The transcript has a single exon. NCBI's taxonomy places the organism in Eukaryota, Fungi, Ascomycota, Saccharomycetes, Ascoideales, Saccharomycopsidaceae. The record is from RefSeq and is a predicted model, not a curated record. Gene Ontology annotation, cellular component: nucleus; cytoplasm. Gene Ontology annotation, biological process: mitotic DNA damage checkpoint signaling; protein phosphorylation. Bases 1 to 1779 code for a protein of 592 amino acids.